UAAAUUACCACUUCAGUCAACAGGAAAGACUUUCUCCCCACAUCCUCAUUCACAUUCAACCAAUAAGACACCAAAAGCCAACGUUAUCCUCAGAAUGAAGAAACGCGGUCCACGUAUUCAAAUCAUGGCAGGUCCCACACUCGAUGAACUUUCACCCGUCAAGGUCAAUGCAGAUCAAACUGGACCCAUGCCCAUCAAAACGGAUAGUUUUGAAGGUGCUUUGAUCGUAAGAAUCAAAAACUUCGCGGGAGUUGAUGGGGAAAUUUACCGCGACACCGAGUCUGGUUAUUUCUUAUAUAACCAUGAUGUCACUUGGAGUAUUCAAGUUCGAGGCCGAUUUCUCAAGCCAACAAACGCCAAUGACUGCGUGUUCGGCAAUACCUUCGAUCAACCGAUCCGAAGUCGAUUGCCGUAUGGCACUGCUAUAGCUGUCAAAACUAUUUCGUACAUUGACCCAGGGUUCCAAUGCGAUUUGUAUGCGGAUAAACCAUGGGCAUGGUCGCCCCUUUUGGCGACGAUGAAUUACGUCAAAACGGUAAAAUUGCCAUCCGAUGAUACACCAUUGCCUGAAUGGGAUGGGAAAAAACCUGUUGAAGAUUGCAAUACAAUCAUCAAAAGUACUAUGCCUGAUCCUACCCCACCUCAGCCUCAUCUCCGACGCAGGUACUUUGCUUCUGAGGCCAAUCGUCUAGCGCUGACCCUGGGACCCAAAGACUUUAUCAACGCUGAGUUCGCUAAUGGAUUUUUAGACUUCUCCACCCUCUCACUAAAGAUCCCCGUCGUCAAUCUCUCGUUCAGUCUCGAUAAGUUAUGGGACGGACAACCAGUCAGAUACAUGUGUUUAAAUCGCAAAACAAAUGAAUGUUACUGGGCUGUAGUCUUUCAAAUCGCUGAAUUAGAAGCGGAUAACAACUUAUCUGAAGAUGAUACUGAUUCAAAUGAAGAGCAAUCUUCCGAGGAAAACUUUGCGGUAAGUCGACGUGCUACACGAGGCAAUUCCGCAGCCACACGACCACCAGAUGACCUACCAGUCUUUGAAAAUCCUGUGAUAGAUGAAUGAGCAGGCAGAGUUUCUUUCAUCUCCAACUGACUAAUGUUGAGAUUCUCCCUUGAAGUGCGAUGUGGUUCUCAAUUUCACUUGGCAUUUGGAUGGUUUCCUUGAUACAUAGACCAUACUAGCAACUUUUUUUCCUUCCUGUUUGUUUGUACAUUUGAUCAUCAGCACAUAUAUGGGUGUAUGUUUUAGUGUCUGAAAGUGUGAACAAGGUGAUAUGCAUUUGUAGCAUUAAAUAAUACAGGACAUCCCAAUAUCCAUAUGCUGAUAGGUGAUGUGUUGAUCCUAUCAACUACUAAUCAUUACAGUGUUGUCAGCAGCAUAAUUGAUGACAAUCUAAAAAAUAAUGAUGACGAUGAUC
Molecule: messenger RNA, 1415 nt
Organism: Melampsora larici-populina 98AG31
Lineage: Eukaryota; Fungi; Basidiomycota; Pucciniomycetes; Pucciniales; Melampsoraceae
Exons: 11
Coding region: 95-1060 (321 amino acids)
Source: RefSeq, a predicted model, not a curated record